AUGCCAUCUAAAAAAUAUAAUGAUAAAUAUUUAACUAGAAGGGACAUUUUCGGUAGAGAUUACUCCUGUAUACUGAGUUCUCUACCAAAUGUUGAACAUUAUAAUGAGAUAAAUCCAUAUAGUAACGAUUUGGAAAAUGGUUACACACCACUUCAUAUAACUUUGAAACAAAAUCAAUUAAAGAAAGCAUUCAAGAUAUACAAGAUCUGGAAGACAGAAAAGUCAUUCCCGUCUAACAAACAAAAUAGUCAUAUAUUAGAUGAAAAGGAUCGUGAAGGCUUAUCACCUAUAGAUUUGUAUAACUUACAAUUUCAAAACAAUAUAAAUCAUUUCCCAAAACUGUUCAAAUAUACGUAUCCCCAUGAACCAAACGAGUCAUUCCUAGAAUGGGAACAAACAAAAGAGAAUUUCUCUUUUGAUCUAAAAUCGAAUAUGAUGGCACUUCCUAAAUCAAUAAAAGAUGAAGAAUAUUUAAAAGAACAAAGGGGUUCUCAUGUUUUGACACUUGGCUCAAAUACAAAUUACCAGUUAGGGACAGGGAAUAAAGAUGAUAGGCAAAAUUUCUUUCAAAUGCAUAUUAAUCAACUUAACGGAAUGGUAUAUCCCCCUAGUAAGAAUAAAUUCAAAGAUAUUAAGAUGACAAAAUAUCAUUGUAUCGUAAGGACCACGGAUGAUAUGGUUUACAGUUGUGGUAAUAGUACAAGAGGUAGAUUGGGGAAUGGCUCUACUGAGAAGCCUUCUUUCCUUUUCUCCAAAAUAUUGGAUUUGGAUGUAUGUGGUAUUCAAAGUCUACAGACAAGUGAUAGUCAUAGUGUCCUCCUAGAUGGGGAUGGAAAUGUGUUUACUUGGGGUUGGAACGCCUUUAACCAAUUAUGUUAUACAACUACAAAUACUCCUUCAAAGAAACAUGAUGAAAAGAAUAUGGAUACCUUGAAUAGUAGUAUCCCACGAAAAGUCCAUUUUUUUGAAGGUAAAAAUGUUUCCAAAAUUGCAUGUUCUCCAAUUCACACUUGUGUAUUGACUACAACUAAUAUGCUGUAUAUAUGGGGGUUGAAUGUUGGACAGAUGGGUAACACAAAAUUAUCUCAUAUUAACCCAGAUGCGGAAUAUAUGGGUGAACUGGGUCACAUAAUGAUGAAACCCAUUGUGGUCAAUUUAUCACAUCUAGAGAUUGAACAGAUCGUUGCUACCGAGUUUGUCACAUUCUGUAGAUGUAAAGGAAAUACACUGGUUGUAUUGGCGGAUCACACUAUGAAGACAUUUAAACUUUCAGUACCUCAUGCAAAAAAUUAUAAAGAAAUCGAUACAUUUAACCAUUUUGCUCACAGAGGUAUUUCAAAUGAUGUCAUUGAUAUCAAAUGUUCAAAUCCCUACGGAAAUCAUCUCUGUGUGAGAUUUAGUUGUGGUAGAGUCGGUAUGAUAUCAUCAAAAAAUGAUUCAGUAAAUAGAUGGGCCAAACUCCCCAAUAAUUUACCAAUAUCUCUGUACUGGAAUCCUAAUAGAACAAUGCAUAAUUGUCUAGAUUUUGAUGUUGGUUCAAAUGGUGGUUUGAUUAUCUGCACAUAUGGUGGAGAAAUCUUUAUGACGAAUUCAAUUACUGAAAGGUUCACAAAGAUGCAUAGCAGUAAGCUAAUUACUGGUAGAGCUGUAUCAGUUUCCUGUGAUUCAUCAUUCGACUCAUUUGCUAUUAUAAAAGAUGAAUUCAACUCAACUGGGCUAUCGCUCGAUGUUAAUGAUGUUAGGUCUAGUUUUAAGCAAUAUUCGCCUUUGAAUAUUGUAAAAGGUAUUCCAUAUGAAUCAAUAAUACACGGUAGUUAUUACAAUGAAGACGAUUCAAUAAUUGAAGAUACAUCCAAGGAAAUUAUUUCAGAACACAUAAUUCACAAUAAGUCAAAACAAUAUGCGUUUGACGUUGAAUUUUUUAGUGAUUCUGAGCCAACCGGGAUAUGGGGUUGCCAUAAGAUUAUUCUAAACAACAGGUGUAAUACUCUUUUGAAAUAUUUAAAAGAAACUGGUACUUUCAAUAUAAAAGACGGGAUUUUGAUCUUUAAAUUACAGAACAAAUUCUCAGAUAAGGUUUGGAGAAUUUCAGUCUCAACCUCAAUCGAUUCAGUAUUCCUUAACGAGGCGUCAUGGUCUAUAAUACACAUGCUAUACACAGACGAGCAUCCAAAAAAUCAACAAAUAGCUAGAUUAGCUACCUAUAUUAUCGAGGACUCUAUACAUAAGUUGGACAUUGCCUCAACGAUACAUAAUUUGUGGGAUGUAUGUUUAGAUUCCUCUACAUCCAUUGAAUCCAAAAAUAGUAUUCUAUCAAAACCGGAUGUUCUAAUUAGAUUAAAAGAUGGUGACAUAAUUAGAGCUCAUUCAAUUGUAAUUUCAAGUAGAUCGAUAUUCUUUAACAUUGCACUUAAUAAUAAUUUCAAACAUGAGAUAUUAAGUGGGCAUAUGAGUGUGGAGCUACCACAUAUUUCCAAAUUUCUGUUUGAACCCAUAUUAAAAUACCUUUACGGUUUCCCAUUUGAAAGUAUUUUUGAUGUCGAUACCUUAAAUGAAUCAUUUUCUGAGACGCUAAACUUUUUUUUCGAGCUGCUAACAUUUACGGAGGAACUCAGUUUAAUUCCUCUCAAAAUAUAUAUUGAGUCAGUUUUGUCACAGUAUAUCAAUGGCAGCACCGUUAUCCCAACAUUACUUCAUGCUGUAAACAGUAAUGCAUCGAUUUUAAAAGCAAAUUGUUAUAUUUUCCUCUCUCUACAUAUUGGAAUUUUGUUUUGCAAAGAAAAUCUAGAACUAAUUGAUGAUUACUUUGAUGAUCAUAUUUGGAAUAGUCUUGAGAAUCAAUUAAUACAAUUUAAAGUUGAUAGUAUUAUUUCUACAAGUCAUAAAACAUGGUAUAAUAUGAAAGAAAUUAAUUGGGUAGAGAUGUUCAAAUGUAACAUAGCCAAAUUUAACGCAGUAUUUAUACAUGGAUCUCAGCAAUUUGAACCAUUAUUUGACCAGAGACCAGAAUCUACUAACGGUAGGAGACGGUCAUCUACUAGGAGAUCAUCCUCUUCCCGUAAAAAUAGUAUCCGCCGAUCAUCUGUCUAUAAGGAAUCUAGACAAUCAAGUAAUGGAUCAUUUAGUGAUGCUUCUCAGUUUCCUAUUGUUUUGAAGAAUCCUUGGGGGUCGACAACUACACUUGGCUCACAGAAUUCAAAUGCUAUUGAGGACGACCCAUCAGAUUUUGUUGAGGUGGUCAGAAAAUCGAAAAGGAAGUCCGUUGUUGAUAAGAACAGAAAAAAUUCCGAACCUUUAUCUACAGGGUUAUCUUUGCCGCCAACAGAAAUUGUGAUAAAUCCUGAUGUAUCAGGUCCAAGUAAUAGUCUACCCUCAUUGUUAAGCAAUAAAAUGAUAGAUAAUAAAAUAGAAAAGGAAGAUGCAAGUAUUAAGAUUACUGGGACUUUUAAGAAGAAUACUCAAAAACAAAGAAGGAAGGAAUUCAGCCAUCACACAUUGGAUUAUAAAGAACCAGAUAAUAAACCUGUAUGGAAGAAGUCGGUAACUGUUAACAAUAAUUCAUCUAAAAGAAAUGAGAGCAAUGGUAGUGAGAAAUUGCCAUCAUUGUUUAAUGCGGCGGUAAGCGAAAUUAAGUCAGCCCCAAAGAGAAGUAAGAGAAAGAAUACACACAAAGAGCAUGAGAAAACGUUGUAUGCUGAAUUUGUAAGUACCGGUAACGGAGGUGGCAUCAAACCAUACAUGGUAUCUACAAAACAACAAGCAAAUGAAAUUAGUUCUGUUUUUGGUGACAAAUCUGGAGAAGUGGUAAGCUCACUCGAAGAACAGAUAGCAGCUCUUGAAUUUGAAAAAUGGUUUGCUCAAGAGAGUGCUAAAGUUCAAAAGACAUUGAAAAGAAAAGAUUCAGCAGGUUCAGAUAUUAAAAUACUUUAUAGAGAUACAGAGAAUAUGCCGACAUUAAAUGGCAACCCAAAUGGAACUUCCUCGAAAAGAAAAAUUAGAGGAAAUUUUAGAAAGAGGGAUGGAAAAUCUCUCGCAGAAAUUCUAUAA
Messenger RNA from Maudiozyma barnettii, 4047 nucleotides. RefSeq lists its product as uncharacterized. The transcript has a single exon. Lineage: Eukaryota; Fungi; Ascomycota; Saccharomycetes; Saccharomycetales; Saccharomycetaceae. Gene Ontology annotation, molecular function: protein binding. Bases 1 to 4047 code for a protein of 1348 amino acids. The record is from RefSeq and is a predicted model, not a curated record.